Messenger RNA from Dama dama (fallow deer), 1189 nucleotides. It is a transcript of the gene RNF228, whose product is annotated as RING finger protein 223. The record is from RefSeq and is a predicted model, not a curated record. The coding region runs from base 167 to 1189 and encodes 340 amino acids. The transcript is spliced from 2 exons. Gene Ontology annotation, molecular function: ubiquitin protein ligase activity. Gene Ontology annotation, biological process: protein ubiquitination. Lineage: Eukaryota; Metazoa; Chordata; Mammalia; Artiodactyla; Cervidae.
CGCGGAGUCUGCCGCUUCCUCUCCCAGCGCGGGUCCCGUAUUACAUCACCGGCGACAGCAGCCGGACGGGGGCGGCAGAAGCGCCUCCUCCCCGCCCGGAGCCGAGACGGCGGCGCAGGGGGAGGAAGGCGCCUCACCUUGCCCCCGAUGAGGGGCGGAUCAUGCCAUGGCAGCGCCGGCGAGCGACAGCGGCGGCGGCGGCUGCGGCGGCGAUCGGAGCCCAACCAGCAGCCCCGGGAGCUCGACCGGAGCCGGGGGCGCCGCGGCGCGAGCCCGGGACGGCGGGGACGCGGGAGCCCGGAGCGCAGCGGUGACGGUUCCCGUCCUCCCUCCGCUCGAGGACUACGAGUGCAAAAUCUGCUACAACUACUUCGACGCAGACCGGCGCGCGCCCAAGCUGCUGGCGUGCCUGCACACCUUUUGCCAGGAGUGCCUGAGCCAGCUGCAGCUCCGCGCCACCGCCGCCGCCGCCGCCGCGCCUGAGCGCACGCCGCGCCCGCCGCCCCGGCACGGCCCGCCUGGCGCCAUCGCCUGCCCCGUGUGCCGCCACCGCACGCCGCUGCCCGACAGCCGCGUGCACGGCCUGCCCAACAACACCAAGCUCGCCGAGGCCUUCCCGCUGGCCCUCCGCGCAGCGCACGACCCGCUGCCCCAGGAUCGCCUCCCACCGCUGCCCGCGCGCCGCCCAGCGACCACUUCGGCCCCGUCGGCCGCCGCGGCCCCGGCCCCGCCGCCGCCGCCGCCGUCCUCCGAGGACGCGGCCGGAGGACAACGCGCCCGCGCCGGCCUGCGCGCGCCGGGCAACUACGAGAGCUGCCAGAACUGCAAGCGCGCCGCGCUCACCGCCGGCUGCGUGUGCGUCGUCUUCUCCUUCCUCUCCAUGGUGGUGCUGCUCUUCACCGGCCUCAUCUUCGUCAACCACUACGGCGGCGGCGGCGGGGCACCCCCGGGGGGCGGAGCGCCCCCUGGUGCAGCCCCCGCAGCCGGCUCGCCCUCGCCCUCGCCCGUGGGGCCCAUCUGCCUGUCGGUGGCCAGCAUCCUGGCGCUCUUCUCGGUCGUCAUCACUUGGAUCAUCUGCUGGCUCAAGUACCGGCCCGAGGGCGCGGCCCCGGGCUCGGCCGGGGGCGGUGGCGGCCCGAGGGCGCGGGCGGUGGCAGCGGCGAGCGGCGCGCGGAGGAGCGGCACGUAG